Molecule: messenger RNA, 882 nt
Organism: Theobroma umbraticum
Lineage: Eukaryota; Viridiplantae; Streptophyta; Magnoliopsida; Malvales; Malvaceae
Product: XRI1-like protein
Biological process (GO): female meiotic nuclear division; male meiotic nuclear division
Source: RefSeq, a predicted model, not a curated record
GGGUAUCUGGAGGAUGCUUUGCUUGAAUUCAGUGAACGUUCCAAACGAAGACGCCUGUUGUUGUGCGGUGAUCAUGAUCAAACCAAUGACUUAAAUGGUCUUGCAAAGAGCUACUGGAAUUCAAGCUGCAACUGGGGCCUCUCUGAGAAUUUCAGCUGCAUGAGCCAGAUAACAAGCAUUAAUGGAGUUUCAGAUGAACCAGUGAGUACAUCAGUGAGCAGUGAGGAAGCAAACAUUGUUACAGAGAUAAAAACCCCAGAACAGGCAAUAUCUGGCAGCCCUGAAGCUCUUGAUUCGUCAUCAUCUUCUUACAAAGGAUCAGUCAAGACGAAGUCGUUUUUUAACAAAGACACCCAAUUCUCCACUGACCCCAUAUCUUCUUCUGGAAGUGAUGACAAGAAGAAGAAAAGGGUGAUAGCAAGGGUUGUUUAUCCAUUUGCAUUGGUGAAGCCUGGAGGGAUUGAAGGCGACAUGACCCUAAACGACAUUAACGAAAGGAUUCUAAUGCCACCGACAAGGCCGGUAAGGCACCCUGUUGGGGAUUUUGCUUGUAGACCAUGCGUAUCUGCCGAUGGUCCUGGCCUUUCUGGAAAAGCUGUGGUGGCCCUUACCAAAAUACACACUCAAGGGAGAGGCACCAUCACCAUUAUUAGAACCAAAGGUUAAGGAAUUUAACAUUGGAAACUUAUAAUUCGAUACUGCUUGCUUUUACUUCAGCAUAGCUCAUGCUUUGUUUAAAAUUGUAUAGGAGAAGGGGGUGAAUCAUGCAUGAAUGUAAAAUAGUCCACUUUUUACACAUUAUAGAUACCAUUAGUUGUGGGAUUUUGAUGCUUGAACUAGCUUUCUACUUUUAUGAGAAAAAGAUUUGCUCUUUGAAUCAAA